CAAUCUGCUCCCCAUUUCUUCUGAAAACUCCAAUUAGUUGCCAUUGUUUCUCCUUCCUUCCUUAUCUCAACAUUUCUCUAUAUAUAGAAUAGUAAUAAAUAAAUCAUGAUAGGCAGCACAUGCUAUUCUGCUAAUACCAUCCAAUCACUAAACCCCACGUGUCCCUAUUCUUCCUCCUCCUCUGUUAUCUCCAGUCUUCGUAAACCCCAGAUUCAGAAUAAUAUUAUCCAAAAUACAAGAAGAAGAAGAAGAAUCAUUACUUGUAAUUAUAAUAGAAGAAGAAUGACUAGUGCUGUUGGUGCAAUGAAAACAACAACAUCAGAAGUUGGAAUACAGAAUCAACAGGAAUUGAAAAAAGGAAUAGCAGAUUUAUAUGAUGAGUCUUCUGGGAUUUGGGAAGAUAUUUGGGGUGACCAUAUGCAUCAUGGAUAUUAUCAACCUCAAUCAUCUGUUUCACUUUCUGAUCAUCGUUCUGCUCAGAUCCGUAUGAUUGAACAAGCUCUAACUUUUGCUUCUAUUUCUGAAGAUCCAGCCAAGAAACCAAUGUCCAUAGUUGAUGUUGGAUGUGGAAUAGGAGGCAGUUCUAGGUACCUUGCAAAGAAAUAUGGCGCUACAGCUAAAGGUAUCACUUUGAGUCCUGUACAAGCGGAGAGGGCUCAAGCUCUUGCUGAUGCUCAAGGAUUAGGGGAUAAGGUUUCAUUUCAAGUCGCAGACGCCUUGAAUCAGCCAUUUCCAGAUGGGCAAUUCGACUUGGUUUGGUCCAUGGAGAGUGGAGAACACAUGCCGGACAAAGAAAAGUUUGUUGGCGAAUUAGCUCGAGUGGCAGCACCAGGAGGCACAAUCAUCCUUGUUACUUGGUGCCACAGGGAUCUUUCCCCUUCAGAGGAAUCUCUGACUCCAGAGGAGAAAGAGCUGUUAAAUAAGAUAUGUAAAGCCUUCUAUCUUCCGGCAUGGUGUUCAACUGCUGAUUAUGUGAAGUUACUUCAAUCCAACUCUCUUCAGGAUAUCAAGGCAGCAGAUUGGUCUGAGAAUGUAGCUCCAUUUUGGCCAGCAGUUAUAAAAUCAGCACUGACAUGGAGGGGCUUCACAUCAGUACUACGCAGUGGAUGGAAGACGAUCAAGGCUGCAUUGGCAAUGCCACUGAUGAUUGAAGGAUACAAGAAAGGUCUCAUCAAAUUUGCCAUCAUCACCUGUCGAAAACCUGAAUAAUUAUUUGCUUAGCUACUGAUUAAUAAACAUUGAUGGAUCUUGGAAGAAAAAUAAACUAUCUAUUAGGCACAAGAAAUGCAACAUUGAAUGAACUCCAGAAUGCAAGCUGAAGAAAUUGUCCUAUUUUCAGGAGUACUACAUCAGCUUUAAUAAUCCAUUAACAUAUUGUAUUGUGAAAUUGCCACAUUGUACUGUACCAAUCAUCAAAAGAAUAUCAAGGUCUCUAGCUCUAAGAAGAAUUGCUCAGCUUAUCUGCUAAUGAUGUUAAUGAGUUUAUAAGUCCUUUGAGUAUGAUAGAGAAUUGCCAAUAUAACAAAAAAAUUGAAAGAAAAAAAAAAACUUUGGUACAAGUGUUGUUCUUGAAAGGGUGCAUAUUAGUUGUGCAGAGUUAGAGUUCUAAUUACGAGU
Solanum dulcamara is the source of this 1617-nucleotide messenger RNA. Its product is annotated as probable tocopherol O-methyltransferase, chloroplastic. Gene Ontology annotation, molecular function: S-adenosylmethionine-dependent methyltransferase activity. The record is from RefSeq and is a predicted model, not a curated record. The transcript has 7 exons. Gene Ontology annotation, biological process: methylation. Bases 106 to 1209 code for a protein of 367 amino acids. Lineage: Eukaryota; Viridiplantae; Streptophyta; Magnoliopsida; Solanales; Solanaceae.